AUGAUCGAAUUCAUGAGCUCUAAGCGGAAGGCAGAAGUUCUGUUGGAGGACGCCACAGCAUCGAGCACAGUUUGUGUUCGGUGGGCAUUCAGUGGAGACGUUCUGUCCGUGGUCUCUCUUUGGCCAGGGGCUUCAGUUGCUGAGCUUCUGGAAUCCCUGCCUGUGGAGCAUCAUGAGGUGAAGCAGCUGCGAGUGAUUUUUCGAGGUCGAAGUUUGGAAGCCACAGAACUUCUAGCUACGUUAGGGACGGACGAUCCUGACAAGGAGGAUGCUUGCGUAUUUGUUGUGAGAAGGCCGCCGCGACUUGCGAUCUUAAGCUCGGGUAAAGACUCCGUCUUCUGGGAGCCUGAAGCGAACAGAAAAGCAAAGUCCUUUUCUGUUCGUGAGGAGGCCCAUUGUGUCACGUUUUCCGAGGAUGCCUCGCUUCUUCUUGCAGGCUAUUCCCAGGGUGUGGCACGGCUCUACAACGAGCAUGGGCUUUGCAAGACUUUCAGCGCUCGUUGCGGAAGUGUCCUUGCCGUAGCUUUCUCAUCAUGUGGCAGUUUCUGUAUCACCGGUAGUGAAAAUGGAACAGCCCGGGUCUGGAGCACCGAGAGCGGCGUGUGCCUGAGGACGCUCUGCCGUCACAGUGGCCCUGUUCAAGCAGCCUCGCUGUCUCCCGACCUGAAAACAGCGAUCACGGGAGGCUGCGAUGAACUUGCCAGGCUCUGGUGUGCCAAGACUGGUGCAUGCUUGCAAAUGCUUCGCGGACACAGCGGCGUCGUCACCUGCGCCUCCUUCGCUGGAGCUGAGCGCGUGGUGACCGCCUCCUUUGACCGCUCAGUGAAAGUUUGGUCUUGUGAAAGCGGCACCUGUGACAUGACGCUCUUGGGGCACAAUGCUCCAAUUCUUUCCAUGGCAGUUUGUUUUGGUGCAGACUGUAUUGUGACAGGCUGCUUUGAUGGCCUUUGCAAAGUUUGGGUGCUGGCCACAGGUUCAUGCUCGCUGACCCUUGAGGGGCAUGGCGAUGCGGUUCGAUCCGUGGCGAUUUGCCCCAGUGGGAAACAUGCACUGUCUGGCGAUGCGAGAGGUCGCUUACUUGAAGAUCGUUCACUCUGGGAAGCCUUCACCCUUUGCUGGAGGACAGACUACUACAGGCAUGACGGUGUGCGAAUUACGCAUGAUCCCUACGCCCCCGGCAUGGCAGAAAAGUAUGGCAUGCCUGGCAAGACGGACAACGAGGGGUUCGAUCCCUAUGCAGACACUGUCGGUCCAGGCAUCUACGGCGGUAUCGUCAAGCGGGAUGAAGCUGGCAGUGUUGUCAUUGGAAGGCAGUACCAGAAUCACAACCCGCGGCCUGGUCCAGUCUAUGCCGGCGGAGGCUACACACCGAUCAAUGAGGCACUUAGAAAAGGACCUCCUGUGCUUAAACCGCUGCUUGACAAGUAUCCGGAUUUGGCAAACGACAUCUCGACUGGAGGUGCGACGCCAUUGCACAUGUGCGGCAUGGGCCGGGACAAUCAGCAUGCCACGGAGUACCUGAUCAGGCGUGGUGCCAAGGCCGGACCAUCCCACGAGCGACAAAAAGAGCUUGAAAGAUGCUUGGGUUCUUGCCAGAUAGAAGCUCUGGACACCUACGGAAUGACGCCGCUGCACCGCAUGGCCUCCAACAACCUUCCAGUGGGGGCCAAGGCCCUGCUGGAGGCAGGAGCCGAUCCACAGAACACGGGCCAGGUGCGGGCCAGCCCAAUGGAGAUUGCGCAGGAUUCGCGGGCGAAGGAGGUCAUGUCGGUUUUGGCAGAGUAUCUUGGCAAACCACGUCCCGUCCCGUCACAGCUUCGCCGGAGCCCUUAG
This is a messenger RNA of Symbiodinium necroappetens, 1833 nucleotides long. NCBI's taxonomy places the organism in Eukaryota, Dinophyceae, Suessiales, Symbiodiniaceae. The record is from the annotation of a GenBank genome assembly.